UUCGUGUUUGUGUUCUUUCAACCAACUGUAUAGGUUUAUUUACAUCGAAGGAACGGCUGUGUGCGCACAAGUUAAAAACCUCUAGUGGGGAUACUUAGAUCUGAUAAUGUUUCUGCUCGAUUCCGACUCACAGCUGGACUGUAUUAGUAACUUAUUCGAAGGCGGAGAUGCUGUCAACUCAAGCAAUGUGUUGGGACAGUCCCCUGCACACUUGGCGGCAUGCAGCGGACAAGCCUUUUGUUUGCUAUGGCUACUGCAAACGGGAGCUGAUGCCAAUCAGCAGGACAACAAUGGGGAGACGCCCAUGCACAAAGCCGCCAAGGCCGGCAGUUUGGAAUGCAUCAGCGUACUCGUUGCCAGUGAUGCCCAACUUGGACUUUGCAACAACGAGGGCAGAACCGCUGAAGAUUUGGCAUGUUCAUACGGAUUCGAGGAGUGCGGACGAUUCCUGAACACACUCCGAAUGACGCGACUCCUGACGAGCAGCAGCACUCCUCUGAUGCCUGCCGGGCCCGUAGCAUGCCCGCUGACUGGCGCCCAGAGCAGUAAGGUAGCAGGACAGAAGAGGGCACUCAUUGCCACCGGGGCCCAAGACCGAAAGAGGGCUCGAGACUGGUGAUUUUAACAAUGCACCUCUAGAAUUCGAAAAGGAGGACAACGCUUUCUCAGCCAAGUCCAAUACAGGACAUGCAUGACGAAGUCCCCACUAAUGUGUCUGACACCAAACCUGUCUCUGUUCCUAACCACUUACUGGGGUGUGUCUGUGAGUCUCCUAUGUAUUUGUGUGCCAAUGAUUGGCAAGUAUAAUGUCAGUGGUUAACUUGGAUAUGAGCAGAAUGCAUCCUUCUCCUGCAGUGACAGAGGCAGACGUGUGUUGCGGAGAUGGUUCGGAAAACUACGCUCAUGUGAUGAGUAACCUUGCUUUGAGAACUUAGGACUCUUGUUAGCUCCCGCUGCUAUUGCCAAGACUUUGGUUCAGAGGGCUAAACACUGGGAGAAUCUCAAUUGCUUACUCCCCGCUUUUUCAAUACCCAUUGGAGAAGGUCAGAGGGGAAGGACUUCCGGCUCUCUCAUCCAAUGGGUUUUGAGAAUGAGACGAUGAUGCGAGGUGUAUGCAAUUGAAAUCUUUCCACUGUCUUGAGGUGUGCACGUGCUCAGCAUAGGCUCCGGGCCUAGCCAUCACAAGUAACAACCACUGUGUGCAUUUCAUGCUCAGAUGCAAUAUGGGACCUUCUGAUUCUGUGGACACCAGUUUCAGAUGUACAUAUCAACUUUACACAGUCCUUUGUUUACAGUGUAAAUCUUUUGAGGUACACUCCCCUAUGUAUUUAUUGACAGUGAAGCUAUAUCUUUUAAUUUGGCUCUAUACUCCAGCAUUUUGGAUGCGAGAUCAUAUUUUUGACCGUAUAGAAUGUCACCUUUUAUUUGAGGGUAUUUUCAUACUGUUUUACUGUUUAGAAAUUAAAGCAAUUUAAGCAUCUAGUCCCCCCAUUUUGAAGGUGUCAAUUAAAAAAAAUAUAUUUACAAUAGUGACUCCAAUGACAAUGCAUUAUUUACCGUUAAUUUAUAUUGUGCACAAUAUACUGCAAAUGCAUCCAACAAGUCUGUAGUCACAUGCUUGAUGUAGUCAUUGUGUGUUAGGAAUAUGGGACCAAAAUCUAAACUUUUGACUACUAUAAUACAC
This is a messenger RNA of Salvelinus namaycush (lake trout), 1684 nucleotides long. It is a transcript of the gene ankrd37, whose product is annotated as ankyrin repeat domain 37. The transcript has 4 exons. The record is from RefSeq and is a predicted model, not a curated record. Gene Ontology annotation, molecular function: protein binding. Lineage: Eukaryota; Metazoa; Chordata; Actinopteri; Salmoniformes; Salmonidae. The coding region runs from base 107 to 619 and encodes 170 amino acids.